Molecule: messenger RNA, 3249 nt
Organism: Melospiza georgiana
Lineage: Eukaryota; Metazoa; Chordata; Aves; Passeriformes; Passerellidae
Product: cytochrome b-245 chaperone 1
Exons: 7
Coding region: 145-717 (190 amino acids)
Source: RefSeq, a predicted model, not a curated record
GCGGGCGCCUCCGUCCAUCCCUGAGGCGGGACCAGCGCUGAGGGCGCGGGACGCGGAGGCGGCCGAGGAUCUUUAGAAGGCGGCUGGAGGCCGGGCAGUGAGGUUUGAUGAGUCAGACUGGGCUGUUGGGAGCUGCUGUUGAAGAUGUACAUGUUGGUUGAAAAACGCACAAAUUCCCAUCUGCACCUGAAGAGGUCACCUGGCAUCCGCUCCUGGUCUCUCUGUGUUGGAAUAGCCUCCAUAGGUUUGGCUGCUGCUUAUUAUAGUGCAGACAGCUUGGCAUGGAAGCUCUUCUACAUGGCUGGGUGUUUCUUUGUGGCAGCCCAGAAUCUGGAGCAGUGGGAGGAAGCUGUAUUUGAUAAAAACAAGGGAACAAUCUGCCUAAAAACAUUCAACCUCUACAAAAAAAUCCUGACCUUGUCAAAAGGAGGCAAUGAACAAGUGGUGGCCGUGCUGAGCGAGAUCCGCGAUGUGAACGUGGAGGAGGAGGCCGUGCGCUACUUCGGGAAGGGCCACCUGGUGGUGCUGCGCUUCGUCACCGGCUUCUCACACCCGCUCACCCAGAGCGCCGUGCUGGGCUGCAGAAGUGAUGUGGAAGCAGUUGCCAAACUCAUUACGAGUUUUCUGGAACUGGACAGAGUGGAGACCCCACAAGAUUUCUCCCAGAGCAGCGAAACAGAGGCAAGUGAUGCAGAUGAACCACAGGGUAAAUACUGAUAGUCAUUGUGAACUGAAGCAAGCAGAGGCUUUCACACAUCUGGAAAAUAUUCUGAUUGUUCUUCAGAACAAGAAACCCCUCACAACCUUGAUCUGGGCAUUUCUCAACGUGUGCAUUUACAAUGGGUGGAAUCUGUCUUAGGGCCCAUUGUUCAGUGCUAAACUGCUUCAAGACCCUGCAUGUGGACACUGCUGGCUUUUGAACUUUUGUCACCUCAUCAAACUUGUCUAGGAAUAGUUAUUUAUUAAUGAAUUGGUUUGAAAUAAUUGCUUUUCCAUUAAUGAAGAUACAGAUGUGAGCUUCUGCUUACUGCAAACAUUUGCUGCAGGUACAGUAUAUGCAAUGUAGAAGAGUUGAAUUUGUAACUCAAUACACAAAGCUUUGAGGUUUCCCCUUUAAUAUAUGCAAUUAGGAGAUGCAGAAUAGUGGCACUUUUAUGUUCUCUACUACUGACUUGCCACUGGAUAUCUGUGGCAAUUAAAGUCUGAGUGCCUCUCUUGGAAUUUUAAACAUCAGGGUAAUCAACUUGUAAAGGUGUCUUAACUUAUCUCAGACUCACCAAGGAGCCAUAAAUAGCAAAGGAAAAAGGAUCAUGAUGAAACUUCUUUGGGAUGCUCUACCUUAAUCCUGUUCUGUUUCACUUGUGGGCAGGACAGAGCAAUCUUUUUCUAGACCUCAAUGUUUACUAUUUAAACUGUGUAUUUAGAAAGGAAGCAGGGACAUGUUUAACUUUAGGUAGGGAAAGGGCUGAUGUCAAACAAGGUGGUAGCUUAGAGUUGUUGAGUAUUUCCUCACUUGAAAUGAUACCCAAGUGCUAAAUAAUAACUUUUUUUAAGGUAGGUAGCACAGACUAAAUGUCUGACUGUGUUUUACUCCAGCUGUGUGGUGUCCUCUGUUCUGACCAAUGGUUUCACAAAUAGUUCAAAUAUGCAUUUUUUCAAGGUAUUUCUGAAGUAAAAGCUACCUCUGUUAGUCAACAUAUUCUCUGUAGAGCUAGAACUGCUUCAUGCUUACAUUAACAUGUCAGUACAAGAAAGAAAUGUCAAAAGCUGCAAGUUCCUUCAGCAUGCUACAGCUGCUUGUACUGAAGGUCACUAGGUUUUAUUUAGGAAUCUUAUGGUCUUUAGACCUGGUUUAGAAAAUCUGUGCACAGUUACAUCUAGGAGAUGUGAACAGGUACGAGGUAACUGUGUUCUGUGCUUUCACAGUUGGCCAGCAGCAAAUGUCUCCUGGCAGCAGUUCCUUCAGAUUUGAAAGAGCCUGUGUUCUUGUUCCCAAUCACUCUACCUCUACAGAGAGAAGGCUCUGGAAAGCUUUUGGUGGAAGGCACAUCCUGUUGUGAGUUCAGUUUGGUGUGAAGCUGAGCACAGGUUUCCCUUCCAGCUGUCACACCCAGGCUGUGAGCAGAGGCUGGGGCUGUCAGGGGAAGGUGCUCACACUGCAGCAGGGCUGGUGGCUGUUGGUGUAGCUGCCUGCAGCACAGAACCAGGUCUGUUUCCUUUAAAUAAGGUAAAAAACUUGUAAUCAUGUCAGGUAUCAGCACAGAGCUCUGCUAGUACAUGUUCCUCAAAGUCCUCUGAGUUGUUGGGGUGAUCAUGGGGCUUUUGGUGCCUACCCCACACCACUGGAGCUGGGAAGCUGUAGUAUAUGAAUGUGGGAAAAUCAGGUUGCAAUUAGCUAAAUUUGCCUUUAUUCUCCAGCACAGCUGUAGGCUAAGCAUAAUCAUCAAACCUGUUUAAAAAAUACUGCAGGGUGUAACACUUAAUGUAGAGUUCCUCAUUUUAAUCCACUGUAAUGUACACCCUAGGUGAUGCUCAUUUUAGAGAGAGGAGGAUGAGAUUGGGGAGUUGGAGAACUCUUUUUCCCCACAGUGUAAAAUGAGAAUGGUGAGUGUUCUAAGGACUUCAGCAGGAAGUUCUGUCCUGUAUGUCAUGGUGCAGUGUAAGCACAAGGGCUCAGCCUGUGCCAGCUGCUGCUCUGUGCCAAGGAUAUUCAGAGGGCAUUGUGCUGUGCCCUGCACUUACUCUGAGCCCGUGGAGUGGACCAUGGAUAGCCCGGACCAAACUGCCCUCAGCCUCAGCUCUGCUGGCUUUCAUUUGGAUUCCCAUGACAGCUGACAUUCCAUGGAAGAUGUAAACCACACUGUAGAUCUCCAGUUAAAAAUCAGCUUUUGAGAGGUCCAUCUGUUGGUGUGACCCUGCACUGCAUCCUGUGUGUGUCUGCUGCUGAGCUGCAGUGCCUCCAGCUUGCUGUGCAUUCAUGGUGUUUGAUGCCUACACUGACAGACUAUGCAGUACCUUAGACAAAGAGACUAAAAACAAUGUCAGGAAAUUGAGACUAUAGAAAAGGGAAUGACCUAUAGUGAGGUACAAUGUAACUUGAAAUACAUCCUGUGGAGUGAUGUCUAUGUUGGGUUGGUGUCAGUGAUCACCUCUGCAGAGGUGUUCAGCAGUAUCCUCCUCACUCCUCAUUACCCUGCUGUGUUAGGCAGGGCAGGGAUGGCUGCACCAUGCACUGUGUGCCUAGGAGGA